CAAACUCUGUAUCAGUAAGAGUGUAAUAAUAGAACGAGCAAACUAAGAACAUAAACAGAAAGUUUGGAAGAGAUGCUUAAAAUUCGCAGCAACUUCAAUGGCAUCCAAGCUCUCAACUUCAUCCAUGGAUUCCACCAUCUUCUACUCUAUUCUACUUCAUCUUCAAUACCUACCCAAGUCAACUCUGGUUUCACAGAUUACUUGGUUGAUUUUCUAGGGUUUUCCAAGCAACAAGCUCUUUCGACUUCUACUAAGCUCAUUCACCAUCGCUUAGGUCGAGGUGCAAAAAAGGUCAGUGAAUUCUAUUUCAUUGAAAAUGCUAAUUCUGUGAUUACAUUCUUCAAACAAAUUGGAUUGGAACAAUCUCAUAUUCGAAAUGCUGUAAUUUCUGAUCCCCAAAUUUUGUUGUGUAAUGUUGAUAAAACCCUAGCUCCGAAGACCCAAGUUCUUCGUGAUUUGGGGUUUUCUGUGUCUGAUUUUGCUGGGCUUAUAAGGGUGAAUCCUUCUAUAUAUUUUAUGGGUUUAGAUUCCAAUAUUGUUCCUGCAAUCCAAGCUUUGAGAGAAAUUAUGGGAUGUGAACACCUAGUGAUUAGAAUUCUGAAAAAAUCCAAUGGUUUGAGGCUUUCUUGUAUACCCAAAGUGUUGGUGCCUAAUGUAGCUUUGUUAAGGAGUUAUGGAAUUUCCAUUGAAUCAAUCCAGAAAUGCCUACUUAGGGAUGCAUCCCCGUUCCUUCGAAAACUCGAUUUUUUUGAGAAUGCAGUGAUUAAGGUUGAAGAGAAAUUGGGGAUUUCUCGAGGGUCUCCGCAGUUCUUGUCCGGUAUUGUGUUACUGACCUCUGUUAGCGAGAAGACUAUUGAAUCGAAACGAGAAAUGUUUAAAAGUUUUGGGUGGACUGAGUCUGAUAUUACAACUCUUUCAUCAUCAAGCCCUUUUCUUUUGGCACUCUCUGAAGCUACCAUCAAGAAAAAGUUGGAUUUUCUUAUGAACGAGCUGGGUUACGAGCCUAGUUACUUGUCAAAGAGGUGUAACCUGUUAACUUGUAGCCUGGAGAAGAGAAUUUUGCCUAGACAUAAGACACUCACUGUCUUGAAGGAGAAAGGAUUUAUUAAGGCAGACUACAACCUUCAAACUUACAUUUCACUGACCGAGUCUCAGUUCUUGAAGAAGUUCGUGCUACCAUAUAAGGAAGUCCAUGGAGUUUAUUCCCAACACACAGGUAUUAGUUUGGAGUUGCUGACUCUAGGAUCAUCGAAAACAGAUUCCAAUGCAUCUUGAUGCUUGCAAAAAUGGAUCCCAUGAACAUUGCCAUUGAACCAGUGAAAGAGCUACUGGAUGCACAAACUCAUGUACGGAAUCAUAUUAACUCUUAUAUAAGCCUCAUGGCGUUAAAGUGUGCAAUUCAGCUGGGCAUACCAGAUGCCAUUCAAAAGCAUGAUAGGCCUAUGACUCUUGCGGAGCUAGGUACAUCACUGUCUCUCCAUCCAAAUAAGGCUCUUUCUCUAGGCUGGUUAAUGCGCCUUCAUGUUCAUACCAACUUCUUUUCCAUGCAAUUAUUAUCAAGCAGUGAAGAAGCCUUUGAGCUCACUUAAAAUCCCAACUUUUAUUGAAGGAUCACCCUUUCUCUCUAGUUCCUUUGGUGUUGAUGGUACUUUAUCCAAUCUUUGUUGAAUCCUCACAUAAUCUCUCUAGUUGGUUUCAAAAUGAUGAUGUCAUUCCUUUUCAUACUGUUCACAGAAAGAGUUUAUAGGAAUAUAUCUCUUCUGUACCCGAGUUUAACAAGCUUUUGAAUGUGCUAUGGCCAGUGAUACUCAAUUUGUUGUGAACUUGUUGAUGUCUAGCGAUAAGUUCAAGGGCUUAUGGGAGGGGGUUGAAUCGUUUGUUAAUGUUGGUGGUGGCAAUGGAACCUUAGCUAAGGCCAUUGCUAAGCUCUUCCCUGAGUUAAGGUGUGCCGUGUUUGAUCUCCCGCAUGUGGUUCAGGGAUUAACAGGGUAUGGCAAGAACUUAAUAUAUGUUGGAAGUGAUAUGUUUGAGGCUAUUCCUCCUGCUCAAGCUGUCUUACUCAAGGUAAAAUCCCUAAUUGUCAUUUCCAAGUUUAUACCAAGCUCUACUAUAUUUCUUAUUUUCCUUCAAUCAAUUAAUGCCCAAUUUUCAUCUUUUGUUAAUUAUUUUUGAAUAAAUUUACAUUGAGCAAAUGAAAUUUUUAUCUAGGAAUAGAGGGAGUAAUAUAGCUGUCGUCAUGUUUAUGCACUAUUAGAAAUAACUUUCGCAGUGGAUAUUGCAUAAUUGGAGUGAGGAAGAUUGCAUAAAAAUACUUGAGCGAUGCAACGAGGCAAUUCCUAGCAAAGAAAACGGAGGCAAGAUAAUUAUUAUUGACAUGGUGGUGGAGAACAACAACGAGAAUAACAUUCCCGAUUACUUGUAUUCCCAGUUAUUGUUGGACUUGCAGAUGAUUAAUAUUACCAAUGGGGUAACCGGGUAAGGAAAGAACUGAAGAGGAAUGGAGAAAGUUGUUUAUCAGUGCUGGUUUGAAUGACUAUAAGAUAUUUCGUAAUCUAGGGUCAAGGUCUGUUAUUGAGGUCUAUCCCUUAUAAUUUUCUAGAUGCGCAUGAUAUCCGUAAAUAUUUUACUGUUCAGAUAAUCCAAAUUAAUGGUUACAUUAUUAAGCUGUAAUGUUUUGUGCAAUGAAUUGCUAUAUGCUGCACGUUUUUUGUGCAAUUGCUAUUUCAGAUGGAGCCCAUGGAGGGUGGAAGAUGAUUUAAAGACGAGGCAGGACAUGGGUGGUUGUGACUUGUGAGUUGGAAAUUUACAAUAAUCGUGUUGACGUAGUGUUAUCGACGUCAUAGGGUGAGUUUGCUUCUGAAAACUGAAGAUUUUUUGUUGCUCAUUUUACAAAUGUUAUUGUUGGUGAAAUGCUAAUUAGAGGCCUAGAGCCCUUCAAUAAUGCAACCUCAUAUGAUGCCUGAUACUGAUCGCUCAAGAAUCUUGUGUCUUUGUAUGCUAAGGUGGAUUCAUAAUUACGCUUCUUUGGACACUUGCAUAUCUGUAAAUUUCAGGGAGAAAGAAAUAAAUAUGUGACUAUCGUACAACCUCACUAUUGUCUUAGUCUUUUGUCCCACCAUUUUGUAUCACUAUAUGUUACUCAUUAGCAUACAUGUUAGUAUGUUACACAUAGGACAUAUUUCCUUCAGUUGUCAUCUUUUCAUUGUAGCAUAAAUUGACAAUCUACCCUCCAAAUAAUGGGAAUUGUAUUGACCAUUAAUGCACACCUUGUAAUAGUUUUGUUAUUGGUUGAUGAAUCAACCAAUCCUGGCAGCCUGUCACUUUAUCUUUGGCAUUUUACUAAAAAACUUUAUGUUACAUUAGCUAGAUAGAAUUUUUUUAUUGUGUGUGUGAAGCGCAAAUGGAUCCCAUGGGCAUUCCCAUUGAACCAGCAAAAGAGCUACUGAGUGCACAAACUCAUGUAUGGAAUCAUAUUUUCUCUUACCUAAGCCCAAUGGCGUUGAAGUGUGCAAUUCAGCUAGGCAUCCCGGAUGCCAUUCAAAAACAUGGCAAGCCUAUGACUCUUACGGAGCUAGCUACUUCAUUGUCACUCCAUCCAAACAAGGCUCUUUCUCUAGGCCGGUUGAUGCGCCUUCUUGUUCAUUCCAACUUCUUUUCUAAGCAAAUAUUAUCAAGUAGUGAAGAAGCCUUUGAUCUCACCGUAAACUCCAAACUUUUAUUGAAGGAUCACCCUCUCACCCUCGCUCCUUUUGCGCUUAUGGUACUUGAUCCAAUCUUUUUUGAAUUGUCACAUAAUUUCUCUCGUUGGUUUCAAAAUGAAGAUGACAAUCCUUUUCAUACUGCUCAUAGAAAGAGCAUAUGGGAAUAUAUCUCUUGUGCACCCGAGUUUAACAAGCUUUUCAGUGAUGCUAUGGCCAGUGAUACUCAAUUUGUAGUGAGUUUGUUGAUGUCCAAAGAUGAGUUCAAGGGCUUAUUGGAGGGGGUUAAGUCGUUAGUUGAUGUUGGUGACGGCAAUGGAGCCAUGGCUAAGGCCAUUGCUAACCUCUUCCCUGAGUUGAUGUGUGUCGUGUUUGAUCUACCACAUGUGGUUCAGGGAUCAACAUGGUACGGCAAAAACCCAGUAUAUGUUGGAGGUGAUAUGUUUGAAGCUGUUCCUCCUGCUCAAGUUGCCUUACUCAAGUUCAUUUUGCAUAAUUGGAGUGAUGAACAUUGCAUAAAAAUACUUGAGCGGUGCAAAGAGGCAAUUCCUAGCAAAGGUGAAGGAGGCAAGAUAAUUAUCAUUGAUAUAGUGGUGGAGAACAAUAAUGACAAUAGCAUUCCCAAUUACUUGAAUUCCCAGUUAUUGUUGGACUUGCAGAUGAUGAAUACUGGAGGUAAGGAAAGAACUGAAGAGGAAUGGAGAAAGUUGUUCAUCAGUGCUGGUUUGAAUGACUAUAAGAUAUUUCGUAAUUUAGGGUCAAGGUCUGUUAUUGAGGUCUAUCCCUUACAAGUUUUUAUACGCGGAUGAUGGCCGUAAAAUUAUUUCAUUCUUAAGGUGCAGUGGUUAAUUAUGUUGUUCAAUUUGUUUAGCUAAAAUAAUCCAAAUUAUUUCAUUAUUACGUUGUAAUGUUAUGUGUACUUAUGCUGUUUGGUUUAUAUAAUUAAGAGUGUUAAGACAAUCAAACUUACUUGAUUGUUAAGCUGUAAUGUUUUGUGUAAUUAUGUUGUUAUGCUUGUAUAAUCGAGAUAAUCAAAUUAUUAAGGUGUAAGGUUUUGUGUGUGCAUGUAAUAAUGGAAGUGACCUUUUGCGAAUAAGGUUACUGGUCAUUGACAUAAGGCUCUGUUUUAUUUUAUUUUUACA
This is a messenger RNA of Chenopodium quinoa (quinoa), 4840 nucleotides long. Its product is annotated as trans-resveratrol di-O-methyltransferase-like. The coding region runs from base 3401 to 4507 and encodes 368 amino acids. NCBI's taxonomy places the organism in Eukaryota, Viridiplantae, Streptophyta, Magnoliopsida, Caryophyllales, Amaranthaceae. Gene Ontology annotation, molecular function: O-methyltransferase activity; protein dimerization activity; double-stranded DNA binding. The transcript has 3 exons. The record is from RefSeq and is a predicted model, not a curated record. Gene Ontology annotation, cellular component: chloroplast. Gene Ontology annotation, biological process: chloroplast organization; regulation of DNA-templated transcription; methylation.